Messenger RNA from Diaporthe amygdali, 1827 nucleotides. RefSeq names its product succinate-semialdehyde dehydrogenase. Gene Ontology annotation, molecular function: aldehyde dehydrogenase (NAD+) activity. The coding region runs from base 1 to 1827 and encodes 608 amino acids. The transcript has 3 exons. Lineage: Eukaryota; Fungi; Ascomycota; Sordariomycetes; Diaporthales; Diaporthaceae. The record is from RefSeq and is a predicted model, not a curated record.
AUGGAACAAAAGAUGCAGGCCCAGGAGUUCUUCGACCAAUGGCUUGCCCAAGCUCAGGCGCGCCUUCGGGAGCCUCCCUUCGAUAAUGUACCGUUAUUCGCCUGGAUGGCUCUCUGGCCUUUGAUCCUUGUCAUCAUCGUGGUGUACUUCAAGGGCGAGCACGACAAGCCGAUCCGGUAUCGAGUGCCCUCCCCCAAGGUUCCUGAGCCAAAGGAAAUCCUUCAGAAACCAAAUAUCAAGGUCUCCGGCGCGAGCGCAAUCCAGUGUUAUGCCCCAGCCACCGGCCAAUUCCUCGGAUUCGUCAACCCCUCGAGCCCGGCUGCCAUCGACCGUGCCAUCGACGCCGCAGAGGCUGCACAGAAGACAUGGGCCAGUACCAGCUUUAGGGAAAGACGCAAGGUCCUGCGCUCAAUGCUGCAGCAUGUACUCGACAACCAGGAGGAGAUCUGCCGCGUGGCCUGUCUCGACUCUGGGAAGACGAUGGUCGACGCCCAGCUCGGCGAGAUCCUUGUUACAGUCGAGAAGCUGCAGUGGACCAUAGACCACGGCGAGAAGGCUUUGACUCCCAACAGGCGGCCGACAAAUCUUCUCAUGAUGUACAAGAAGAAUACUGUCCAAUAUGAGCCUCUGGGCGUGGUUGCAGCUCUCGUGUCGUGGAACUACCCUUUCCACAAUCUCAUAGGACCUAUGAUCUCGGCAAUCUUCUCUGGAAACGGUAUCUUGGUCAAGGCCUCGGAGCAGACUGCUUGGAGUGCUAGCUACUUCGCGAGUAUCGCCAGAGGAGCCUUGAUCGCCCACGGACACGAUCCAGCCUUGGUGCAGACCGUCGCAUGCUGGCCUCAAGUUGCGAACCACCUUACCUCACAUCCCAAGAUCUCACAUAUUACCUUCAUUGGCUCCCGUCCAGUGUGCCACAAGGUUGCGGAGUCAGCUGCCAAGGCUCUCAUCCCAGUUGUCGCCGAGCUGGGAGGAAAGGACGCCUGCGUCGUGCUGGACUCAGCUAAGGGCGACCUCUCCCGAAUAUGCGAGACACUCCUCCGGGGCACCUUUCAGGCAGCAGGUCAGAACUGCAUCGGGAUUGAGCGCAUUAUUGCCACGCCUGGAGUCUACGACAAGCUAGUCGAACGUCUCGAGCCUCGCGUCAAGGCCAUUCGCCUGGGCCAAGAAGCUGACAUGGGCGCACUGAUCUCUGACGCCUCCUUCAGCAGACUAGAAGGCCUGGUCCAAGACGCAGUCAAGAAUGGCGCGCGUCUGCUCUCAGGCGGAAAGCGCUACGCCCACCCCGAUCAUCCCAGUGGCCACUACUUCAGCCCGACCUUGCUCGUCGAUGUUACGGCCGACAUGGCCAUCGCCCACGAGGAAUGCUUCGGUCCCGUCAUGGUGCUCCUGCGAGCCCCCUCCAACACCGCAUCUGACGUUCUUGGUGUGGCCAAUGCGCCUGACUUCGGCCUCGGUGCCAGCGUUUUCGGGCGGGACUCGGACCCAGUACUGCAGGCCGUCGUGAAGGGCUUGAAGAGCGGCAUGGUCGCCAUCAACGACUUCGCCGCCUUCUACGCCGUCCAGCUGCCCUUUGGCGGGGUGGCUGGCUCAGGGUACGGCCGUUUCGCCGGCGAGGAGGGCCUGAGGGGUCUGUGCAACAUCAAGGCUGUGUGUGCGGACCGAUGGGGAUGGGCCGGUGUCAGGACGAGCAUCCCGCCGCCCAUCAGGUAUCCGAUUGACAGCCAGGACCGGAGCUGGAAGUUUGCCAAGGGUGUCGUGGAGACAGGCUACGGCCUGGGCGCGGCAAGGAAGGUCGGAGGUGUGCUUGGAAUUUUGAAGAACAUGUGA